CAACCGAUAACGGGACUCUCGUGAAGGGGGCAGCAGAGCGCUAGUGUAGCGAGUGUGUGUGUGUGUGUGUGUGUGUGUGUGUGUGUGUGUGUGUGUGUGUGCAGUCAGUGCACGGCAGCGCGCCUCCGCUUCAUCUCUCCGCUGUUUCCCGCGGAUCUCUCGCGCUCUUCAUCUCUUCACUGUUUCUCUGUGGAUUUUCUCUGGAGAUGUUUGUGUGCGGACGCACCUCGUUCCGGCAGCUGCAGGCGUGUGUUUUCCGACUGCUAUGUUUUAUUCCCACAGGAUUCCCGGUGAUCAGCGUAGACAGCCAGAGAUCCACCGACAACAUCACCAUCAGACAGGGAGACACCGCCGUGAUCCGGUGUUAUGUGGAUGAUAAGGUGUCGAAGGUGGCCUGGUUGAACCGCUCCAACAUCAUCUUCGCGGGUGAGGAUAAGUGGUCUCUGGACCCGCGGGUGGAGCUGGUGACUCAGGGUCAGCUGGAGUACAGUCUGAGGAUACAGAAGGUGGAUGUGUUCGACGAGGGCCCGUAUACCUGCUCCAUCCAGACCAAACAGCAGCCCAAGACGUCACAGGUCUACCUCAUCGUUCAAGUUCCUCCAGUCAUCUAUAAAGUUUCUGAAGACUUCACUGUGAACGAGGGCAGUAACGUGACGCUGACGUGUUUGGCCAAUGGGAGGCCAGAUCCCUCCAUCACCUGGAGACUGCUCAACCCGUCAGCCGAGGCUCUUGAUGUCGGAGAGUAUCUGGAGAUCUCUGGGAUCGUUCGCUCUCAGGCCGGACGUUAUGAGUGUAAAGCGAGCAAUGACGUCUCCACUCCUGAUGUCAAAUACGUCAACGUGGUGGUGAACUACCCGCCGUACAUUAAGGAGGUGCGUAGCUCCGAGACGCCGGUGGGACAGGCUGGAGUCCUGCACUGUGAGGCGUCUGCGGUUCCUCAGCCGGAGUAUGAGUGGUACAGAGACGAGCGCAGACUGUCCAGCUCUCAGAGCGUCAGUAUUCAGAUCAGCGGCUCUCGCACACUGCUGGUGGUCGCAAACGUCACGGAGGACGACUACGGAAACUACACAUGUGUCGCCACCAACAGACUGGGAGUCCACAACGCCAGCGUGUUCCUCUAUAAACCUGGCACUGGGCGGGACAUCAACGCCUCAGGCUGCGUCUGUCAAUCAUUCUGGCUCCUCCUCCUGUCUGUUCUCUCAGUUCUUCUGAAGUGUUAAUGUUCAGCGCUGAUGCUCUGAACUCGAUCGAUCAUCUCAGACUGUUUCCAUCCGUCCAUCCUCGCUCACCGUUACGCCCCGACAGGACGACCGUCUUAUUAUCAGGAACAAAUAUGACAUGGAGAAAAGAAAGAAGGUGCUAUUUUCAAGACAAGAAUAUUGUUGUUGUCAAGCACUGACUUCUGUCUGAGUGAAAUCAUCUAGAAAUAUGGUUCAUUUCAUUGUGUUUUCCCAUAAUACCCUGCAGUCUGUUCCCAAAUCUGCCUAAUGUAAACUAAUGAAGGAGCGCUAGGAUCAUGUAAAGUCUUUUAGAUGUGGUUUAGGACUAAUGACUAGCAGAAGGGACUGGAACACAGUAUUUUCUCCUGAAUCUUCAUCAUGAAGAUAUUCACAGAUCAGAUCAUGUCUGUGUUUGUGAAGAUUGAUAGGAGAUUCUUUUCACAGCCCCUGACCUAAACCCCUCCCACAUGUGUAGCCACACCCACACACCAAACCCCUCCCACAUGUGUAGCCCCGCCCACACACUCAACCCCUCCCACUCCUGGAGGGUUCCUGUGAAAGCCUGGAUCAUCUGAGAACUGUUUCUCUCGUGAAAAACUAUUCCUCUGGAGGGAAACCUGUAGAGUGCUGUGGGAUGAUUUUGGUAAAGUGUGAGAUCCUCGUGUCCUGAACCUCGUCUUCUGUGUGUCUGUGAAAUCGUAUGAACUCUGAAUUGUACGACACCAAUGAAUGCUUCGCUUCGAUUCGCUGCUCAUCCCGUCGCGUCUGUCGUCUGUAAAUACUCGUUUAAUCGAAUGUCCUCACAUGGAAACGAAACGAAUCUUCAGUUCAGGUCUCUUCAUUAGUUAAUUAUCUGCGGUGGCGCUUUGAUGCUUCCUGUAACAAACUGAAAUUAGAUACUAAACAAAGAUUUUUAAUACAAAUAUUUAAAUAUCUCGUUCUAAAACUAGAUUUACCUUUGUAGCGGCUGCACUACUAUUCUUAUUCAUAGAGAUUGAUCAUUUCUGUUCAUUAGUUAUUAUAAAAGUAGUUGGACAGAAAUGAGCUGAAUCCACUGACUGCCAAACGAUUCGAGAAAACGAUAUAAAAAAGCCAUUUUAGAGAUGAUUUACACACACUGAAUCCACGCACACACACAUUAGUUUUCUGCGUGAUUGAAUUUGUGAAGCGUCCGUCCCUGAUUUUCUUGUUUACCAGAUUUAUUUAUUUUAAAGUUCUCGGAGAACAAGUUGUAUGUACACAUUCAUAUAUUAAAGACAUUUAAACGGUAUAAUGAAUCCCUCCUGAGCUCUUCAGCUCUUUGAUUGACAGCUCUCUCAGCCAAUGAUCUUUCAGCGUGUGAGCUCUGAUUGGAUGAAGCCGCUGUGGCUCGGCGACUGGUUUAAGGGCUAGUCGUGUGUCCUGUAGUCCUCAGAAGCUCUCGCUCGUGCCCUGAACACCGUUGUCUGAGUUUGAUCCGAUCUGAAGUCUGGACCAGGACUUGUGUGUUUCUGUCUGUGUGUGUGUGUGUUACUCCUGAUGCUCUGUAACAUGACAAGAAAACUGGACGCCGUGUCUUUGUCGAUCCUCGGGACGCUGGAGUCUCUAGAAAGAGUUUUCCGUCUCGUUCCGCUGACAUCUUCAUGAAAAGCAAUGAACAUUUUCUAACUGUGUUUAUUUACUCUAAAAUUAGCGGAACGAUUUUUUAAAUCUGCACUGUAAAGAACUCAUGAAGUGUUUGAAAUGGAAAUAAAGUCAUUUGAAUUUGUUGUAUUUCAAAAGUGGGUUUAAGAAAAAAAUAAAAGAUAGUAAUUUUUGGUGAGAAAAUGAGGCUUAUGAACUCUGUUAAUCAUGUAACAUGAAAAUAAAGGAAUAUAAAGAUUGUUAGCUCUCCCUUUAAAUGUCAGUUAUUGUGUUUUUAACUCUAUUUGAAACGAAGAGUCAGUGUAAACUUCACUUCACAGACGUCAUCUCCGAAAUCAUUUCACAACAAAACACAAGUGCACUCAAAAUCAUAACGCACACUGAAUCAUAAAUGCCCACAAACACACACUUAAAAUACUUAACUUGAAUUUACUAUUAAAAUCAUAAAAUUAGAAACGGGACCCUUUUAUCUGAACACACACACACACACACACAUACACAAACAAUUAUAUAUUUAUUAAAGUUUCUGAUUUGAACAAAAAAAAAGUAUAAUUAUAGUUAUAAAGGUUUUGGAUUGCUUACCUUAAUAUAUAUAAGAGGAGUACAAUAUGAUUUUGUAAGUUAAUGAUUUAUGAUCAGUUGUUGGGAAAACUGAUGGAUUCAGACUUUUGACUUGUAAUUAAUGAUGGCAUGUUAAUUUGCGAGCGUAACAGUACAAUCACACAAUAAAUGAUAUAUUACUGAUGUUGUUUCUGAAAUCUGUGUUGUGGAUAUAGAGAUCUGGUUUUAUUUGAUCACUUUCACACAGAAUUGCUGAUGAACUCAGGUUUUCUUAUUUGCUAAUAACUCACUUAAAAAAUUACUUCUGCAACAUUUUAAUUUUACAGUUCUUCAUUUUUUUUAUCAUCACUCAUUUUCUCAAAAUCUUCAACAAAAAUCAAAAUCUUCAAACUGAAAUCACAGAAAAUCUGACUCUUCAGACAAAAUCAAACAAUCACUUCAAAACCAUUUCACUUGUUCUCAAAAUCAAAGCUUUCAAAUCACACACACAUUAGUCAGUAAUAUACACAAUACAAAAAAUUAUGAAAUCUUAUAAAACCACAAGCAUGUUGCUAGCAUGUUUCU
Messenger RNA from Carassius auratus (goldfish), 3968 nucleotides. Its product is annotated as limbic system-associated membrane protein-like. Bases 207 to 1220 code for a protein of 337 amino acids. The record is from RefSeq and is a predicted model, not a curated record. Lineage: Eukaryota; Metazoa; Chordata; Actinopteri; Cypriniformes; Cyprinidae. The transcript has 7 exons.